Molecule: messenger RNA, 1106 nt
Organism: Quercus lobata
Lineage: Eukaryota; Viridiplantae; Streptophyta; Magnoliopsida; Fagales; Fagaceae
Product: (-)-isopiperitenol/(-)-carveol dehydrogenase, mitochondrial-like
Exons: 1
Coding region: 125-925 (266 amino acids)
Molecular function (GO): oxidoreductase activity
Source: RefSeq, a predicted model, not a curated record
CGUGUACAAUAUUAUAAAUUUGUGGCCGACAAAAUAAUGAUCUCGUUUACAUAUAAGGACAACCUUUGUUGAGAGUAGCUUGUCAAUACUUCACUGAUCAGUCACUUGACUCAAACAAAACAAAAUGACAGACUCCACCUCUUCAAACAACAAGCUCCAAGGCAAAGUGGCCAUUAUCACCGGAGGCGCAAGCGGCAUGGGCGAGGCCACGGCUCGCGAGUUCGCCGCUCACGGCGCACGAGCCAUCGUCAUCGCCGACGUCCAAGACGAGAAGGGCCAAAACGCCGCCGUGUCAAUCGGCUCCAACGUAUGCACCUACGUACACUGCGAUGUCAGCGACGAGGAACAGGUCAAGAACUUAGUGGACUCCACGGUGAAAGCGUACGGACGCUUGGACAUCAUGUUCAGCAACGCGGGCGUGGGGAGAUCCACCCACGCGUGCGAUCAGACCGUGCUGGACAUGGACCUGUCGGCUUACGACAAGCUCAUGGCGGUGAACGCGCGCGGAUCGGCGGCGUGUGUGAAGCACGCGGCGAGGGCGAUGGUGGAAGGGCGCGUGAGGGGGAGCAUCGUUUGUACGGCGAGCAUAGGGGCGAGUGUUGGCAGCGAGAAGUUGGUCGACUACGUGAUGUCGAAGCACGCGGUGCUGGGGUUGGUGAGGUGCGCGAGCUUGAAGCUGGGCGCGUAUGGGAUACGCGUGAAUUGUGUUUCACCAGGACCAGUUGGGACGCCGAUGUUGAAGGACAUUUUGGGGUAUGAAAAUGAUGAGGAAGUGGAUAAGAUGGCAGAAUCGAAUUAUACUUUGAAAGGUGGGGUGGUGAGACCCAAAAAUGUGGCUGACGUUGUGGUGUUUCUUGCUUCUGAGGAUUCCCAGUUUGUCACUGGCCAUAAUUUGGCUAUGGAUGGUGGGUUUCUUAGAGUUUAGAAUUCGGCUAAGUAAUCCGUUAGAAUGACCCAAUUGUGCGUAUAUGGGUUCGUUUGUAAUAGUUGAAGAUGCAAUUAUCAAAUACAGUAACUCUUUCUCUAUGUGAUCAUAAAGUUAAGAAUGAAGGAGCAUGAUCAAUGAAGCACUGAUAUUGAAAUGAAAUAAAAUAAUUCUUUAGAUU